Messenger RNA from Eimeria acervulina, 2882 nucleotides. RefSeq lists its product as hypothetical. Gene Ontology annotation, cellular component: nucleus. The annotation marks the transcript as partial. Gene Ontology annotation, biological process: protein phosphorylation. The record is from RefSeq and is a predicted model, not a curated record. Lineage: Eukaryota; Apicomplexa; Conoidasida; Eucoccidiorida; Eimeriidae. Gene Ontology annotation, molecular function: protein kinase activity. The transcript has 8 exons.
AUGGGCUCUGCAAAUGUGCGGCCACAGGUCAACGGGAUGGCCAUUGCUUCUCCGGCACUUUCAUCAAAGGGCGGCGAGAAGGCCCCGGGGUUUUUGUUGAGCGUUGAGCUCCGCGCAGGAGGAGGCCUCGCGGUUCAUCAGGGGGAGUGGCGAGGUUGUUUUCUUCAUGGUCCCUGUCGGUCUCUUCUUCUCCCAGAGCGCCUUUUAAUUUAUUCAGAGUUCAAAUGCGGUAAAAGACUGCAAAUCAGGGGGCCCGUACCUCUACAAUCAGCCGGGGGCCCCCUUCAUGGGGGCCCCCUUCAUGGGGUACCCCCUUAUGGGGGCCCCCUUCAUGGGGGCCCCCUUUAUGGAAGCCCCCUUCAAGGGGCCCCCCUUUAUGGGGGCCCCCUUUAUGGGGGCCCCUUUCAAGGGGCUCCCCUUCUGGGGGGCCCUCCUAUGGGGGCCCCUCAAGGGGGCCCCCUUCAGGGGUCCCCUGAUGAUGAGGGGGCCUUGGGGGGCCCCCAGGUAGAGGGAGAAGGGGACCCCGAUAAAAGGGUACAGGAAGGUCAGCAGCAACAGUAUGCUCAAGAGAUGACACAGAGGGGCCCCCAGGGGGCCCCCCAAACCCUCAACAGCAGCGGAAACAGCAGCAGCCUUCCCCUGAACGGCACUGCAGUCCAUGCACAUUCUGCUGCUGCUGCUGCUGCUGCUGCUGCUGCUGCUGCUGCUGCUGCUCGGUCUCCGUUGUCCGUUGAACCAGAUGGAGAAACCACCGAGUUGAGCUGGCCAGAAGAAGCAGAAGGCCUAAUUGCGCUAAUAGGCAUUUCGGGAGUUUGUGAGGGAAGUAUAUCGUUUGACUCUGCUGCCUGUGCUAUUGGAGAGGAGUUUCUUUGCCUCACCCCGACGCAGCUGAAGCGCGACUUUGGGUUGGGGACAUUUGGAGGCAGAAAUAGGGUGAUGAUGUUUGUGAAACUCCUCAGGUUGCAGGCCUCUCGUCGUCGCCGCAUUCACCGUUUGUUUUUAAGCUCUUCGUCAGGCGUUCCUCUUGGCCCGCAAGCCUCUUCUUCUCACGGGGGGGCCCCUGGGGGGCCCCCAGGGGGGCCCCCUGGGGGCCCCCAUCUGAGUGGGUCUUCGGUUGGUACGAUGGAGGGUACAGCAGGUGAAGGGGGCCCCCCAGUAUUCUCGGAGUCGGAGGGGCCCCUGGGGGCCCCUAUGAUGGGGGCCCGUGGGGGCCCCCCUAUGGGGGCCCCUGUUGGGGCCCCCCGUGGCUUCUCAUACCCCCCAACCCCUCCUGAAGGGUCUUCUAAUGGGGGCCCCCGGUGCUGCAGCAGUGAGCAGGGGCCCCCUAAUUUGUCUUCUCUUAUACCUUUUGAGCAGCUGCACUUUGUGCGCUGGUUGGGGGGCCGCCGUACAAAUGUUUUCUAUGGGUUUUGGCUGGGUAAGGAAGUAGCAAUAAAAGUAUUUAAGAAGCAGCACUUCUUUUAUCAUAUGCCUACAAGUGCUGCAGCGCCUGCUGCAGCAGCAGCAGCAGCAGCUGCUGCUGCUGCUGCUGCUGCUGCCGGGCCCCCGUGGAAUGAAGGGCCCCUUACGUUCGCUUCACUUAGAGGGGCCCCCUCAACAUGUACAACAGAUGGGGGGCCCCCAAGAGGAGGCGCAACAAACGAAGUUGAGGGGAGGCUUCUUGAGGUCCUGUGCAGCAACACCGAUUUGCUGCUGCAGCAGCUGCUGCAGCUGCAGCAGCUCAGACAUCCUAACCUCGUAAUGCUUUUAGGGGUCUCUCUCUCACACUCUUUUCAUGUUUGUCUUGUUAUGGAGUACCUUCCAAAGGGGCCCCUGGGGGCCCACCUGUCUCCUUCUCCUCCGCCUAUAUUAGUACCCCCCAGGAGGCCCCCCUGGGGGCCCCUGCUCGUUCCCCAGCAGCAGCAGCAGCAGCAGCAGCAGCAGCAGCAGCAACAGCAGCAGCAGCAGCAGCAGCAGUCUUCUUUCUGCUCCUCUCCCUCGGAGGGCCCCCAUAACAACUCUUCCCCUCAGGAAGGAGACACAUGUCUCUCUACUGGGGCCUCUUGCGCUGAUGAAGCUUCAAAGGGCCCCUUAACCAGUGCCUCCAGGUCUCUUGCAGGGGCCCCCGAGGGCCCAGGGGCCCCCGGGGGGCCCCCCUCUUCAGGGGGGCCCCCUUCCCCCUCCAGUGUAUGUCCUCCUAACUAUAAGACAGGGCCUCUAGAGAGACGCCUCAUGCAGGGGGCCCCCAGUUAUUCUUCUUCUCCAGCAGAAAAGGAGACAGGAGACAGCAGCUCAAUUCAAGGGGGCCCCCCUUCUGGGGGGCCCCCCUCAAUGGGGGCCCCCCAACUUCUCUGGGGUGGCGUACAGGGGGCCCUCUCUUUGAAUGAGCAGGGGGCCCCCCCCCUCCCUCCAGCUUGCUGCGUAGUACCCGUAGCAUUAGCAGGGGCCCUAAAUAAGUUGCAUUCAAAAGCAUUAAAUAGAGGCGCAGGGAUAGGGGGCCCCCAUAGGGGGGUUGGGGGCCCCUGGGGCAGAAAGGGGUCCUCUUCUAAGGCCCCCAGCUCAAGGAAAACCAGCAAAGGGGGGCCCUCAGGGGGGCCCUCAGGGGGGCCCCUUGGGGGCCCCCAAGGGGGCCCCCCCACAGCAGCAUCUGGGGGCCCCCCCACAGCAGCGUCUGCGGGCCCCCCCACAGCAACGUCUGGGGGGCCCCCUACAGCUACAUCGGGGGGGCCCCCCACAGCAACAUCUGGGGGGCCCCCAUCUCCUCGGUACUCUUCCUCCCUGCGAGACCGCAGCAGCAAGGAGGGGCCCCAGGGUGAUGAGUGGAUGGUGGCGUCGGGGGGCUCCUCACCCCACGCCUCACAGCAGCAGCAGCAGCAGCAGCAGCAGCAACAGCAACAGCAGCA